Messenger RNA from Nerophis lumbriciformis (worm pipefish), 861 nucleotides. The record is from RefSeq and is a predicted model, not a curated record. Lineage: Eukaryota; Metazoa; Chordata; Actinopteri; Syngnathiformes; Syngnathidae.
AUGUCCACGCCGCCCUACAGGGUUGGAAUCAUCACCGUGUUGAUGAUGACAUUUCAUUUCCAACCUCCUCUGGCCAUGAGCAAGCUGGCACGUUCGCCCGGUGGCGGGGAACCUCAGCGAGAGCCCAGAAAGCCCAAAUGCUCACGGUGCCGCAACCAUGGCAUCAUAUCGCUCCUCAAGGGCCACAAACGAUUCUGCAGAUGGAAAGACUGCCACUGUGAAAAGUGUACGCUUAUUGCUGAGAGGCAGAAGAUCAUGGCAGCUCAGGUUUCCUUGAGGAGAGCGCAAGCUCAGGAUGAGGAGUUGGACCUCGUAAGAGCGGUCAACACGGUCCCGGUGUCUGCUGCCACAACAAGUGAUAACGUCCACGACGCGUAUGCUGGCGAAGGCGCUUCCUCUCUGAUGACUACCGCAGGCACAGGGAGCGAUUUGAACCCGCCGGGCGGAAGCAGGCCUUCCAACCAGGUCCAGUCAGAGCCGCACUUGGAAACCUCCUUCUACAACCUCGACCCUACUCCUUACUACCUGCCCGACUACAACAACUUCUACAACUACGAGCAAUAUCAGGUACAGGACGCUGGUCAUAUCUUCCCACAGUACCAAAUGCCUUCCUACUACUCCGGGACCACUUACCUACCCCAGAGUUCAGGCUCCUCCUUCUUCACCAUGGGGGGAAUGAGCUCCUCCAUGGGGAUGACCACUGCCCCCAUGUCAGCCGGCAGCAGCGUCGAGGUCGGCGCCGUCCAGGACCUUCCAGCCUACCAGGUGGUGGAGGACACCAACUCUGAGCCGGACGCCCAAGUCGUCACCAACUCUGGGUCCGACGGGUCCGACUAUCUCAUCGUUGACGAAGACGCGUGA